Anoplopoma fimbria (sablefish) is the source of this 4835-nucleotide messenger RNA. It is a transcript of the gene abhd14b, whose product is annotated as abhydrolase domain containing 14B. The transcript is spliced from 4 exons. Lineage: Eukaryota; Metazoa; Chordata; Actinopteri; Perciformes; Anoplopomatidae. The record is from RefSeq and is a predicted model, not a curated record. Gene Ontology annotation, cellular component: cytoplasm. The coding region runs from base 360 to 995 and encodes 211 amino acids.
AGGCCCUAAUCCUCCGAACACAGCCAAUCAAUACUGCGUAUUAAUCAUUAAUGACGAGUGGCACAUCAGUACUUGGUCAUGUACUUCUUUUCAUGAUACUCAAAUGAUUUCACUCUGACAGCAAUGUGACUGACGAUUAAACCAAAUAUUGUGCAGAGAAAAAUACAGAAAUUGUCUUAAAUUGCUGUCAGAACAAAAGCAGUUCCCUUUACAAACACUAGACGUCAGUAGAAUAAUCUUCCAGAGGUUUUUUUUUUUCUUCCUGUUUUCCGGGAAACUACAGCUGGUUUCAGACUAAACUCUGCUGCUUUUACUUUGCAGGUUAAUCGAUCAUCGGUUCACUGCUGGAGGCUGUCAGGAUGUCAGCUGUUAAGAUGACGGAGGGGAGUGUGCAGGUGGAGGGCUGCAAAGCGCCGCUGUUCUACAGACAGAGUGAACCUUCUGAAGGGGACGUGAGGAUGUCCGUUUUACUCCUCCACGGCAUCCGUUUCUCAUCAGAAAACUGGCUCAACAUCGGCACUCUGGAGACUCUGGCCAAAGCAGGAUGCCGUGCAGUCGCCAUCGACCUGCCAGGAUUCGGCCGGUCUAAGUCAGCCGAGGCCCCAGCAGCGGUCGGACAGCUGGCCCCCGCAGGUUUCCUGAAGGAGGUGUGUGAUCAGCUGAGCCUGAGCCCGGUGGUGGUGAUCAGCCCGUCCCUCAGUGGGAUGUACUCCCUCCCCUUCCUCCACCAGCACCAGGCUCUGAUACGGGCCUACAUCCCUGUAGCGCCCAUCUGCACCGAGAAGUUCACAGCAGAGCAGUACCAGAGUGUAAAGGUCCCAUCGCUGAUCGUUUACGGCGAUCAGGACACUCAGCUCGGAGAAGCGUCACUGAACAACCUAAGCCAUCUGGCCAAUCACAGCGUGGUGGUGAUGAAAGGAGCGGGUCACCCCUGUUACCUGGACGACCCUGACACCUGGCACAAAGCUCUCACUGACUUCCUAAAUACGCUGUGACGCUCCUCGUGGAGAGAUACUCAACAACAGUCACACAUACAUGACUCAGAGGAGCCACACAAAAAAACCCACAAUAUUCAUUCAUGAGAAAUUCAGAAACCUGAUUUUCACUCUUUAAAUAGAACCAGUAAUGAAAUUGAGAGGUGGAAGAAGAGAAAUUAAGCUAAAUCAUUCAAACAUAUUUUCUAUAAAUACGCUUAUGCACUUUUCUUAAUUAAAUGAGAAGAUUUAUAUAUCUCAUCUACUGUUGUAAUGAUAUUCAACCUGGUAAAAUAUACUGAGUUGGUUAUAAUCUAGGGCAGAGCAGCUAAGCAAAAAGUGAUUACAGCUCCUACAAUUUCACUAAAAAGGUUAUUUAUGUCUCAAAAUUACUUGAUUAAAUUUACGAGUUAUAUUUGAAAGAUUAAGAAAACAUGGUUGUGUUUUGAUCUGGUAGAUUUAUCUGAAAAACUAAAGCUGUUUACAGGAUUUGUGCCUGUACAAUGACUGUGUCCACUACCUUUUGAAAUCAAAAUUACGCUCCUGAACAUGAGAGUUGUGUUAACUGUCUCGUCUCGGUAAGAAAGCUAAUAAGUGCAUUUUCAAGAUCUCAAACUUUUCCUUUAAUACCAUAAAAACUAUUGGGUAAUAUAAAUAAAAGUAAAGGUGCAAUAAUAUAUAUUACAUUAUCCUUGUAAGCAGAUAAAUGAAUGUCCGAUCUAUGUCUCAACAAUAAGACAAAACACCACACGCUGAAAUGAAGUGAAAAAUAUGAACAUUAUUUAAUAACUGAUUCUCUGUAAUAAACAAUUUGAAAAUAUUUUACAAGGAGUCACAGACACAAUAUUUUACAAAUUUUGCCCUCUUCUUUUAGUUUUUUUUGUUAGCUUCAUCUGUACAAAAGAAUGGAGCGACAUGGACCAGUGUCCAGAAAAAGAAGGAGCUAAAUCUUCCAAGCACACAAACAUUCACACUCACACACGUACAAGAAAUUAAAACAAAACCAAAAAAUAAUUCAAAACAUUUUGACUUCAGAUCUCAAACUUAUCAACAGUGCGGUAUUCCUAUAUUUUUUAUAACUUCACUUAAAAUUUGACUGAUUUUACUCUUUAUUUUUUUUCUCUAAAUGUUGCUGUUAUUUUUUAAACACACUUGUCAAACAUGGUCACAGAGCACCAGACUACAGACUACAGAAUCACAUACGCACGUGUCUUUCCCACAGAGACGCACCAACACAGAUGCAGCGAGGGUCGGGAGGGGGCGAGAGGCUUUAUGAAAACCACCGCAUACUUAUUCAAGGUCCUGUCCUAAAGCUGACCCCUCCCUCUCAUCAUCCCCAAGCUGGUCCAAUUCUCAAUUUUUUUAUUUAUUUUUUAUUUUGGCAAAAGUAAAUUUGUCAAAACCACAGAAAUCAGACGUGUGGUCCCUUCAGAAGACUUUUUUUCUGUCGGGAUGCACACACAGACGUCACUACAUGAUUCCUCCAUGACCUCCUGUUCUACGGGACCGUACUGCUCUGUGGAGACCCACUCCCUGAGCUUGCCUCUGACAUUCCCACCCGCUCGCCAAAAAAAUCCCCUGGGAAGUGCCGUCCUUGGCUUACUUCUGCCUGGUGUUUGACAUCUCCCAGCUGGGCAUGAAUAAGUGUCAUUACAUGUUCGCUUAUAGGUGUGUUGUGCAUAAUGUCUCGGUGCAAAAAAACAAAACUGUAGGCCUACAUACUUAGUUUGUGUGUGAGGACUGUAAGCGUACAGAACCAGGAAGAGAGAGGAAGUUGCAGGGGGUACAUUUCCACAGGCACGUGUAGCACUCAUUUACAGACAGUGGAAAUGGGGAAAUACAGACAGAAUUAAAUGGCACAGGACAGAGACAAACAAAUGCCAGAAAAGUAAAACUGCAUCCGGCAUCAGAUGAUUGGUACUGAACACUGAAAAGAGCCAAAUUGGAAAUACACUUUCAUUUUAUUUCAGUCUUUUGUUUUAUCUGAGUCGGAUUUGUUCGGAGCCGCACUGCAGUUACUGUGCCAGCAUGUUUGUCAUAUCAAAUAGUACCAACAACUGUACAGAGUGAGAAGUUAAGGUUCAGAUAGUAGAGUGAGUCUUCCCUCUGGAGCACUACAGUGAGGUUUGGGUGGGUGUGAACAUUGAAGGUCGGAGGCUUUUUUUGAAAUUUAAAAACUCCCACUUGGCUUUCAAGCAUUUAAUCAAAACAUCAAUCAGGCAUCAGUCAAUAACGAACCAUUUCAAGACGUAAAAAUACAAAAUUAGAGCUCACUAUACUUACUGCAGAACACCAAGAAAACCCAGGGAGUGAAUAUUUUUGGAGGAUCUAUUUGUGUGUGGGUGAGUAAACAUGAGGGAGGGAAACGUAUCAGAGCUCCGUACUGUGUAACACUAAGGCAUUUAGAGAGGCUUUGUUAAAUAUGUUGCAUUUGAAGCAGAAAACACUGAUGAACUACACAUUCUUUCGGACACCUCUGCUCUUAGAUAAACAUUUAGGCAGACUGAUGGUUAAAGAUGGAUUCUGUUUGUUUCAGUAAAGUCCCUUUUUUUUUUUCUCCACAACAUCACUGGGUUUUUGUCCAUUGCAACACAGGAACAGUAUAAACAGCUAUGCUACCACAACUGUCAUCCCUCAUACACUCCACUUCUCAUUUUUGAAGACAUUCCCUUUGAGGGUUUUUAAUGCAAACUAACACACGCGCACACAUCCACACCCACAAACACAUACGAUUCAGGCAGAACUAUAGCAGUCAGGUGGCCCUAAAAACGCUCUAUGGCCAGUUAAGUCGCUGUAUACGGAUAUCAUAGCUCUAUACAUGGCUUUGUAAAGGAACGGUAUAGUAACUCCAUAUGAUGGCAGUCAGGUGGCUCUGGAGCAACCACAACCGAGAGGGGCAAAUACAUUAAGCGAGAGCCGGUCAGUGCGAUGACUCUGUGUAAAGCUAUUUUUUUUUAUAGCCGACAGAUUCAGUCUCACAAGCUCCUCCAAGGUGGCUGCUCUAUAAAGGUACUAUACGGUAGCUUUACUCUUAUACAGCCGAUGUGGUCCAAAACAAAGUGCAUCAAGGCACUAUGAAACAGAGCGGCUCCUAAACAUUGUAAUGAUCAAAUGAUGAACUGCGACGGAUUACAACCAUACUACUACUGUACGUGAUCACCAUAUUUAGUUGCCUCUUCUGCACUUUUGUUGGAAAUGUUGAUAAGCCCCUAUCCCCCAGCAGCGAAUGGUUUUGAAGUUUGAACAGCAUCAGUCAAAGGUAAUAGAAGCCCCCAAAUAAAAGAAAAAAGCCCAUCAGGUACUACUACGAGACGCUCAUGAGGCCGAGAUCUUGGUGUGUCUGUUGUACGACCAGAAGUGAAGCACAUAUACAAAUUGUGAUCAGGUUACUGGAGAAGCCUCAUGAGGAUUGGCAGAGGUGAGCUUUCCCAUCAGCGAGCACAGGGAUUUCUGUUUUUUUUUCUUCAUUUUUUUUAAACAUCAGUCCAAAACCAGAGGUCAGAAUGGUCGAUUGAGAAUAAAACACAACAUCAACGAUGCUCUGAAUCUGCAGUCACAGUAUACUGAUUCAUAUUUUACAGCUGUCACUAGUGUGUAAGCCAGAUAGCACUAGCGUUAAAUAGUAAAUAUGAGAAAAAAUACUUCAAGAAAUGCGAUUAUCAUCGUGUCAUUUCCAUAAUCCGCAGUGGACGUUUUUUUAAAAAGCUUCAAUAUGUAAUUAGGCGCUGCACAAAAUGAAUCUGCAUUCAGUGUCUGAGUGUGUCCUCGUCCUCUCAUGGUUUAUCCUUAAUCUAAAUCAGAAGCCAUUUCCUCUUUCUGUUUUGGCUAUAAAAAAUAAGACCACAUGAAAGUCCAUCUCAU